Messenger RNA from Protobothrops mucrosquamatus (brown spotted pit viper), 4491 nucleotides. It is a transcript of the gene IQSEC2, whose product is annotated as IQ motif and Sec7 domain 2. Gene Ontology annotation, biological process: regulation of ARF protein signal transduction; actin cytoskeleton organization. Gene Ontology annotation, molecular function: protein binding; guanyl-nucleotide exchange factor activity. The transcript has 16 exons. The coding region runs from base 1 to 4491 and encodes 1496 amino acids. Lineage: Eukaryota; Metazoa; Chordata; Lepidosauria; Squamata; Viperidae. The record is from RefSeq and is a predicted model, not a curated record.
AUGGACGGGGGAGCGGGAGGUGGCCCCGGGGUGCCCGGUUCUGAAAACCCCAACCGCGCCGUGGAAUAUCUGCUGGAGCUCAAUAACAUCAUCGAGAGCCAGCAGAAGCUGUUGGAAACCCAGCGGCGGCGGAUCGAGGAGCUCGAAGGGCAGCUGGAGCAACUGAACCAAGAGAACCGGGACCUGCGGGAAGGAGACAGAGAGCGAGAACGGGAGCGACACCGAGAUCGGGACCGGGACCGGGACCGGGACCGGGACGGGCAGUAUCACCACAAGGAGAGGGAGAGCCACUAUCAGAACCGCACGGAUCGAGACGGGCAGUAUCAGAACCGGGAAGGCCAGUAUCCCAACCGGCAGAACCAGUAUCAGCAUCGGGACAAGGAACGAGAUCUACAGCACUAUGGAAACCGGGAUGGGCAGUACCAGAACCGGGAGAGCCACUACAGGGAGCCCUGCCAGUUGCAUCGAGAGCGGGCGCCGCAGUGCCAUCAGGCUCGGGAGAAGGAGCACGAGUACCCUCGACCACCCCGGGAAAGGGAGAGGGGGCAGCUGAACCGUGGGGCGUCGCGGAGCUCCAGUCCUGGGGCAGGCGGAGGCCACAGCACCAGUGCCAGUACCAGCCCAGCCACCACGCUGCAGAGAAAGUCGGAUGGGGAAAAUUCAAGAACUGUCAGUGUGGAAGGAGACCCUCCAGGAAGCGAAACAGGAACUAUAGUGGACAGUGUGGGCAGUCAGCCGUACCGAUGUAUCCCUGAGGUGACCAAGGUUGAGCACUAUGAUUUAGUGCCAUCUUCCUCCUCUUCUGUCUGUCAUGCUCCGUCACCAGGUCUUCCGUGGGCCCAGCGAGCUCGGCUACAGCCAGCCAGCGUGGCGUUGAGGAAGCAGGAAGAGGAGGAUAGCAAACGAUCAGCACUAUCAGACAGCUAUGAGCUCUCAACGGAUCUUCAGGACAAAAAGGUGGAGAUGCUGGAGCGGAAGUAUGGGGGCUAUUUCUUGAGCCGGCGGGCAGCUCGUACAAUUCAAACAGCCUUUCGCCAGUACCGCAUGAACAAAAAGUUUGAGCGUCUAAGAAGUUCGGCAUCAGAGAGCCGUAUGUCACGGCGCAUCAUCCUGUCCAACAUGCGGAUGCAAUAUUCGUUUGAGGAAUAUGACAAGGCCCAGAAUGCCCCUUACUUUGAAGGCAAACCUGCCUCUCUGGAUGAGGGCUCCAUGGCUACUGCUCGACCUCACCUGCUGGAUCAUGGCCUUCCCUACGGUGGCUCCUGCCGGGCUGGCUUGGACGGUGCCUCCCUGCAUUCCUCUUCUGGAGGCUUCUGCAAUGACAUCACGGAGCUGGAGGAUUCCUUCUCCAAGCAGGUGAAGUCCUUGGCAGAAUCGAUUGAUGAAGCCUUAAACUGCCACCCACUUGGCCAGGAGGGAGUACCUGGUGGCCCCACUUUGGAAAAAAGUGAAUCCAAGGAGCAGCAGGGUGACAGUGCUGCCACUUCAUUCAGUGAUGUCACACUCUAUCUGGACGAAGGCGCUCCCACGUCACCCCUCUCUCUGGAGCGCCCCCCCAGCACUGAGCCCCCAGAGCCUGCUCCGGGAGUGCCCCUCCCACCACCCCCACGGCCGGAGUACUGGGGGGUGCCCCAGCGGGAGGACAGCCGGGAGAAUGGGGGCGGGAGCCGGCGCAGCACACCUUGCAUGGAAUGCCGGGACUACCGCCUUCGGGGCGCUCACCUGCCCUUGCUCACAAUUGAGCCUCCCAGUGACAGCUCAGUGGAUCUGAGCGACCGUUCUGAUCGGGGUUCACUCAAUCGGGGGCUCAUCUAUGAGCAAGAUGGCUGCAGCCCCCAUGGCACUCUCAAACAUCCUGGCGGGCCUGCCCGCUCCCCACACCCACACCGCCAUUAUCAUCCCGAGCAAAGCCAGCCUCCUCCACCUUUGCCCAUCCCACCCCCUCAGGCCCCCGGCCGCCUGCCUCCGCCUCCUCCGCCGGACAACUCAGAUGGCGACAACGACAGCCUCAACAGCACCACCAACUCCAAUGAGACCAUCAACUGCAGCUCAGGAUCCUCCUCACGGGACAGCCUGCGUGACCCGCCGCCACCUGCCCCAACCACCACCACAACUGUUGGGGGGCCCUGCAAGCAGACCUACCAGCGUGAGACGCGGCAUAGCUGGGACUCUCCUGCCUUCAACAAUGACGUGGUGCAGCGCCGCCAGUACCGAAUCGGCCUCAACCUUUUCAACAAGAAACCAGAAAAGGGGAUCCAGUAUUUAAUUGAGAGAGGCUUCUUGUCAGAUACGCCGGUGGGCGUGGCCCGGUUUAUCCUGGAGCGGAAGGGGCUGAGCCGGCAGAUGAUUGGAGAAUUUCUUGGCAACCGGCAGAAGCAGUUCAACCGAGAUGUACUUGACUGUGUUGUAGAUGAGAUGGACUUCUCCAGCAUGGACCUGGAUGAUGCCCUGAGAAAGUUCCAGUCACACAUUCGGGUGCAAGGUGAGGCCCAGAAGGUGGAGCGUCUCAUUGAGGCCUUCAGCCAGCGCUACUGUGUAUGCAAUGCCCCAUUGGUGCGCCAGUUUCGGAACCCUGACACCAUCUUCAUCUUAGCUUUUGCCAUCAUCCUUCUCAACACUGACAUGUAUAGCCCCAGUGUCAAAGCAGAGAGGAAGAUGAAGCUGGAUGACUUCAUCAAAAACCUGCGGGGGGUUGAUAAUGGGGAGGAUAUUCCCCGUGACCUCUUGGUAGGGAUUUACCAGCGGAUACAGAACCGAGAACUGCGCACCAAUGAUGAUCACGUUUCUCAGGUCCAGGCAGUUGAGCGCAUGAUUGUGGGCAAAAAGCCGGUUCUCUCUCUGCCCCAUAGGCGCCUGGUGUGCUGUUGCCAGCUGUAUGAGGUCCCCGAUCCCAACCGGCCCCAGAGGCUUGGCCUGCACCAAAGGGAAGUCUUCCUCUUCAAUGAUCUCUUGGUGGUGACAAAGAUUUUCCAGAAGAAGAAGAUCCUUGUGACCUACAGUUUCCGCCAGAGCUUCCCACUUGUUGAGAUGCAGCUACAGCUCUUUCAGAAUUCCUAUUACCAGUAUGGGAUUAAACUACUCUCAGCUGUCCCCGGUGGGGAACGAAAAGUCCUGAUCAUCUUCAAUGCCCCCAGUCUGCAGGAUCGAUUGCGCUUCACAAGUGACCUGCGGGAGUCCAUCGCUGAAGUGCAAGAGAUGGAGAAAUACCGUGUGGAAUCGGAACUUGAAAAACAGAAAGGAGUAAUGCGCCCCAACGCCUCUCCUUCUUCUGGGCCUAAGGACACCGUGAAUGGCACCCUGACCCGGAGCAGUCUAGAGGAUGCCUAUACUAUGGGAGAGGGCCUGAAGAGAAGUGCCCUCAAUAGCUCCCUGCGUGACCUCUCUGAUGCUGGCAAGCGGGGCCGCCGUAACAGCGUGGGAUCCUUGGACAGCACAAUUGAAGGGUCUAUCAUUAGCAGCCCACAUCCCCAUCAGAGGGUGCCGCCACCACCUCCUCCAGAGGAAUACAAGCCCCAGCCUCGGCCCCCCUCGAACUCGUCCUCCUUCCUGGGCUCCCUGUUUGGCAGCAAGCGUGGGAAGGGCCCUUUCCAGAUUCCCCCUGGCCAGGCCUCGGCAUCCUCCUCUUCAGCGGCUUCGUCCCACCAUCAUCUGCCCCAGCACCACCCACAUCACAGCCACCCCUCUCUCCCUGAUGUCGGCCAGUCUAAGCUGCAGGCGCUUCAUGCCCAGUACUGCCAUAGCCCCUCUGCCCAGCCCCCACCUCCCUAUCCCCAGCAGCCCCCGCCCCCCCAGCAGCCAGCUCCCCCACCCCCACCUUUGGCCCUGCCCUCCAACCCUCUGCCACCUCAGGUCCAGCGCUACCACCAUUCCCAGCAGCCUCCUCUCUCGGCUCCCCCUCAGAAGCAGGCAGUGCCCGCUUUCCCUACACCGCAACCCCACCACCACUACACUCUCGGUCGGCCUGGGCAGCAGAAGCGCCACCAGAUGGCUGCUGCUGCUUCCCAGCACCCUCCCUUCCCUCAUGGGCGCCAACCCAUCUCGCCGCUGCCCCUCUACAGCCCUGCCCCUCAGCAUGCCCUGGCCCACACCUACCCCCAGCAAUUGCAUCAGUCAGGGGUCACUGGGCAGCACACCCUGCACAGGCAGCAGGCCCCAAAGCACUUUAUUUUCAGCCAUCAUCCUGCACAGCUCCUACAACGACCUCCUCUGCCCUCUGGCAUGGGACCAUAUCCUGGGCAUCAUGGCCAUCAGCCACACCACGGCCAACCCCCAAUGCCCCCACCUCAUUCUCCCAUUCCCCCGCACCCUUCUUAUCCACCUCUUCCCCCUCCAUCGCCCCAUACGCCUCUCAGCCCCCACUCUCCGGCCGCUCCUACGUCCCCUCUGGCCCAGCACAUGCCCAUGCACCAGGGGGGUCCUCCAGCCAUGCCUCCUCAAGGGCCCCCAAAUCCCAAGCCUAAGCCGGUCAACAGAAUCAGCACCGUUGUGUGA